This is a messenger RNA of Huiozyma naganishii CBS 8797, 1755 nucleotides long. It is a transcript of the gene DAK1, whose product is annotated as dihydroxyacetone kinase. Gene Ontology annotation, biological process: glycerol catabolic process. The transcript has a single exon. Gene Ontology annotation, cellular component: cytosol. Bases 1 to 1755 code for a protein of 584 amino acids. Lineage: Eukaryota; Fungi; Ascomycota; Saccharomycetes; Saccharomycetales; Saccharomycetaceae. Gene Ontology annotation, molecular function: ATP binding; glycerone kinase activity. The record is from RefSeq and is a predicted model, not a curated record.
AUGAAGUCCUUUGAAGUUACAGAUCCAAUUGGUACCGCCUUGAGAGGGUUUGCUUUGGCGAACCCUCAGUUGCGGUUACUCCCUGAAGAAAGGGUCCUCUACCGUAGCAGUGACCCCAAUGCGGUUGCACUGCUUGCUGGUGGUGGAUCCGGUCAUGAGCCAACACAUGCCGGGUUCGUGGGCAACGGGAUGCUUACCGGUGCUGUCUGUGGUGAUAUCUUUGCAAGUCCAAGCACGGGGCAAAUCUUGAAGGGGAUUGAAGUUCUUGCCGAGGCGAAUUCGAACAAGGGUGUCCUUCUGAUUGUGAAGAACUACACUGGGGACGUGCUGCACUUUGGUCUGUCCGCGGAGAGAGCCCGCUCUUUGGGGAUAGAUUGCCAAGUGGUCACUGUAGGGGACGAUGUCGCCGUCGGUAGGGAGAAAGGUGCCAUGGUUGGUCGCAGAGCGCUUGCUGGGACUGUCCUUGUCCACAAAAUUACUGGUGCGUUUGCCCAACUGCAUUCUGCUGAACACGGACUUCAAGGAACAGCACAGGUGGCCCAAUUGGUCACUGAUAAUCUGGUGACCAUCGGUGCCUCCCUCGACCACUGCAAAGUGCCUGGAAGGAAGUUUGAGACUGAAUUGAACAACAAUCAGAUGGAACUUGGAAUGGGUAUCCACAAUGAACCAGGUGUGCAAACUUUGGAGCCGAUUCCAGCCACGGAGGACCUGAUUUGCAACUACAUGUUGCCCAAGUUGUUGGACCCCAACGACGCCGACAGAGCAUUUGUGCCCUUCGACAAGAACGACGAAGUUCUUCUGUUGGUGAAUAAUCUGGGUGGUGUCUCCAAUUUCAUCAUAUCCUCGAUUACGGCUAUUUCAGUUGACCUCUUGGAGAAGCACCACGGGAUUACCCCAAAGAAAGUCAUUGCAGGGACCGUGAUGACUGCAUUCAACGGUAACGGGUUUAGCAUCACUCUCUUGAAUUUGUCCCGGGCGAACAAGACCCUGCAACAGAAAUUCCCAGGCGUCACCGAUAUUGAAUCAUUGGUUAAUCUACGCACAGAUGCGCCUGGUUGGCCAAUUGGUGUUUUUGAACCAAGGGACCCUCCAAAGGUUAACCGUGAUCUACUGCAAACAAAGACUCAAGUGAAAGCUGUAGGCUCCUACGAUUUUGACCAACUCUCCCGCUGGAUGCAAGCAGGUGCUAAGGAGGUCAUCAAGUGCGAACCCCAUAUCACCUCCUUGGACACACAAGUUGGUGAUGGUGACUGUGGGUACACUCUGGUCGCCGGUGUCAAGGGGAUCACCGAGGAUUUGCCCAACUUUGCGGGCUCCACUCUUUCUGAGACCGUGUCUCAAAUUUCAGAAAACAUCGAGAAAGCCAUGGGUGGGACUUCUGGUGGGCUGUACUCCAUCCUAGUUUCCGGUUUCUCCCAUGGGUUAAUAAGCUUGUUGAAGGCAAAGGAUGACCCUGUCACGAAGGAAACAGUUGCCGCUGCACUGCAGACAUCGCUGGAGACUUUGUACAAGUACACGAGGGCAAGGAAGGGUUCAUCCACAAUGGUGGAUGCAUUGGAACCGUUUGUCAAGGAGUUUGCCGCCUCUAGGGACUUCCACAAAGCGGUGGAUGCCGCCGACAAGGGUGCCAAGUCGACUGCCACUUUCUCUGCCAAAUUUGGUAGGGCCUCCUACGUCGGCGACUCUGCCAACGUAGAGGACCCAGGUGCCGUAGGUCUUGUUGCAUUCCUACGUGGUAUCGAACAGGCUAUGUAA